UGACAGGUCUACAUACACUAUGGAUACAUUUUCCUGUUAACCGGUUGAGUAAGCUGAAAUGCUACAGAAUCAGAACGAAAUUGCGCCUGGACUCCACCUUCCCGAAAGAACAACACCAGCCAGUCACCGGAUAACCAAGGCAGCCUAUUUCAAUUCGCUUGGAACCUUGCUCCUCCCAUUCCUAUCCUCAAAAGCGCGAUGCAGACUCGGCACCAGGACGGAGGGUCAAAACAUCAAUUUUAAACCUCAUCGGACCGAAGGUGUUUGCUACUGCCACACCUCACACAUGAUCGGAUGCUGUUUAGCAAACAAUGGUAAAGAAUAACCUACAAUUUGUAAUGGCUUCACUACCACUUGUCAAGGACCGCGAUUAACUUUCUUCGUCGACUACGUGGAUAAAAAAAGAAAACAGAAGUCAGCUCUCAGAAAGCACUAAAGCCUCCGGAGGGGCACUACAGGGUUUCAGCCGGUUCUGUGGGGGGCAGCAUGAUGACACCCUCCCUCUUAGUGCUGCCAUCUCUUCUCCUUCUGUCCUGCACCUAUGUGGAACCACUAUCUGCAGACUGCCCCAAAGACUGCUCCUGCCCAACCCCUGAUUCCAUCUUCUGUUUCCAGCGUCGUGCCCCAGCCAUGCCCUCUGGAGUACCUGCACUCACUAAGAACCUUUACGUAUUCCAGAAUGGCAUCGAGACUUUGAAACAGGAUGACUUCACCACACUGGGUCAUUUGGAGAUGCUGGAUAUGAGCCAGAACAAGCUCUCAGAGCUGCCCGACAGGGUCUUCGGUCCAUUGGCCUCGCUACGCAACCUGGACCUGUCUGCCAACCAGAUCACGCACAUUUCUCAGGAGAGUUUUGCUGGGCUGGACCUCUUAGAAAGGCUGUACCUUUACAGCAACCUAAUCCAAACAAUUCAUCCCCAGGCCUUUGAUGACUUGGAGCAUCUUCUUGAGCUUAAACUGCAGGGGAACCAGCUGACGUCACUGCCUGCCCUAAAGAUGCCUAGCCUGCUGCUGCUGGACCUGCGCUUCAAUAGCCUCCCUGCCUUGGGGCCAGUUGACCUCCAGACUCCCAACCUAGAAUGCCUGAAGUUGGCUGGUCUGGGGUUAACAAAGCUGGAUGAAGACCUGCUGGGUGGCCUGUCCAACCUCCAUGAGCUUGACAUCUCCAGUAACCAUCUGAGCACAUUCCCUCCGGUGCUGCGAGAGGCUGCGGGUUUGAUUCGGCUAAGUCUGGCUUGGAACCCUAUGGGCCCCUUACGCCUGGAGGACUUUGAACAGCUGGGGGAGCUGCAAGAGUUGGACAUUAGUAGCCUCAGCCUGCAGGGGUUCCCUGAUGGCUUCCAGCACCUUUUCCCCAACCUGAGGCGGCUAACUGUGGCUGAGAACCCCUUCAACUGCCUUUGCACACUGGCCUGGUUCCCUGGUUGGCUGCGAAGCCAGCAGGUCACCCUGGGAAGGACAGAAGAGACAAGGUGCCACUUUCCACCACUCAACGCAGGGAAGGUGCUGGAGAGACUGGAGCACAGGGACUUUGGCUGCCCUACUACCACAACCCUAACUCCUAGCACAGUGAAGACCACCAUCCAACCUGUAGUCCCCACCACUCUUCCUAGCACCACACAAGCCAUUCCUAGACCAGCGCCCCCUAAACCCAGUAAAACUCCCUCUGCUGACAGUGACAGCAAAGAGCCCCCACCUCCAGCACCUCCUUCUCCCACUGAUGACCCAAACACCAACCAGAAAUUCCUCCUCUGCCCCUCGAACAUCUGUCUGAAUGGAGGCAUCUGCCUUCUAGAUCAGCAGGGUCACCUGGAGUGCACCUGUCCCACCCACACGUCUGGGGCCUACUGUGAGAACAUCGACGAUGCAUCCCAUCCUGACAACAAUGCAGAGGAGGCUGAUGACAAUGACAUCACUCCUGAAGCAACCGUCAUCCCAGCAGCCUCCCCAGACAUCAGCCCGCGCCUGGUUACGAGCACCUCUAUCCUGUUGGACCUACACCGUUACAUUGAGGCGCGGCCCUACAUUCGUGGCAUACGACUCACAUACCGCAACCUGUCCGGCCCUGACCGCCGACCUAUGCACCUGAACGUGCCAGCCACCUACCCAGAAUAUACCCUGCGUGGCCUGCGUCCCAACUCCACCUACACUGUAUGUGCCAGCCCACUAGGGGAGACCUCUGCCGGAGACAGCACAUGUGUAGAGGCUCACACACCAAGCCAGGUGGCUUCCACCACUGGAGCCCGGGUGGAAGAGCCUCACCUCAGCACCAUGCUAGUGCCAGCCCUGGCCAUCCUGCUACUGCUGGUUCUGAUUGCUGUGGCUGUGGGUGUGGCUUGCUACCUUCGCCAGAAGCGGGCCAAGGGCCACCUAGAUCUGGACUGUGACCCAGCCCAGCUAGAGCUGGAGGGAGUAAACGGGGGUGUGGAGAAUGGGGCACUACCGCAAAAACCGGGUGAACCAGACUUAUCCCCAUCCGUUGUACUGGGACUGAAUGGGGGUCUCGAGUAUGAGAUUCCCCUUAUGCAGGAACACUGCGCUACCAACAAUAUGGCCUCUCUGAAGCCCUCAUACUUCUGACCCUUUGCAAAACUCAGGCUCUGCUGAUGGCCACACCUCUACCUGGGCGAGGACAGCAUCCAUUCAGGGACCAGCUAGCCACGCUCAUAAACAACCAUACAAAGAGGAAUAACAUAUAAGAAAAAAAUAUAAACAUUUAGACCUUUUCCUGUGCAAUACAGUGAAGAUAUGGAGGCUAAUUACAAAUGGGAACAUUUGUUCCCUCAAGUUCCUGUUACACCUCCUCUGGGGUUUGUUUCUGUGAAUGCGCUGCUGGACUGGCACUCUGUUUGGAAAGAGAGAUGUCUCGCACUGGCUUCAGCUCUAUUGCACGGGUCGCAAUUUCACACUUCAACAAGUGAAGCUAGGUAAAAAGUCCAAGUGCCCUUGGGGAUCAGAGGGAAGCCGCGUUUCUUGUGUGGCGCUGAUAAACCCCUGAGUCCCCGCACUGGUAAGUGCCUGUGAGUGGUGUUUAUGUCAUGGAGGUUUUUGGUCUUGGUUGAUCCCUGCCCUCACAGCUGACUGAAACUAUGAGGUAGGCAGUGUUUAACUACGUAGCAGUGCAUGUUGCACCCUAGUGUUGCUCCAGUCUGGAGCUGUGCUACUUGCUGUGAACAACAUCUGAACUAAGUCUCAAAGUAACAAAGACGAGGAUUCUUCCACAGCCAUGACGGCAGAUGCUUUUGAAGGCUGUGUCUGGCUCAAAGGCUAUAUGAAGUCAAAUGUUUUUUUUUGUAC
This is a messenger RNA of Clupea harengus (Atlantic herring), 3297 nucleotides long. RefSeq names its product vasorin b (gene vasnb). NCBI's taxonomy places the organism in Eukaryota, Metazoa, Chordata, Actinopteri, Clupeiformes, Clupeidae. Gene Ontology annotation, molecular function: protein binding. The record is from RefSeq and is a predicted model, not a curated record.